Molecule: messenger RNA, 13869 nt
Organism: Podarcis lilfordi (Lilford's wall lizard)
Lineage: Eukaryota; Metazoa; Chordata; Lepidosauria; Squamata; Lacertidae
Source: the annotation of a GenBank genome assembly
AGUAGGGAAAGAGAAGCCAGGUUUAUUCGUCGUGAGAACAAGCUGAUACUGUAUAGUAAGGUCACCAGACGUCCUCGUUUCCCGGGGACAGUCCCCGGAUUUACAAGUCUCAAGACCAGGCAGCAGAAGGUUGGCAUUCUGUCUGCCUCGGGAGACAAUGGAGGAGAAGUGGGGUGAAGACAAAAAGCGCUGGGAGUUGUAGUCCCAAAACAUCUGGAGGGCUGAGUUUGCCUAUGCCUGCUGUAGAGCUACGCAUAGGGGAGAGACAUUUUUUGUUGCAACCGAGGCAGGUGGAAGCCUCUGGGAUGUGCUGCUGCAGAUUAUUAUUAUUAUUAUUAAAUGAAUUUAUAUACCGCUCUAUACCCAGAUGUCUCAGGGUGGUUCACAGAUGCACCAUUCACAGUGAGCAGUGAUAAUGAAGCCAUGACAUUGACAGUUUGUUUUCAGUUCUUUUCCUAACAUGGGGUUUGCCAUUUUGCAGCUGCAGAACAGCUGUCAACAUUUUCACUGAGCUAUCUAGCACAACUCAAAUAUCUCUUUCCCUGUCAGUCACUACUAUUUCAGGCCCCUUUAGUAUAUAUAUGUAUACACUGCUCAAAUGUACACAACUUCACAAUUGCUUACAAGGGGUAGGACCUUUUACCUGGGCUAGAACUAUGUUGAUAAAGUUUGAACACAAAGUAAGACAUUCAUAUGAUCCCCACUUGCCACCAAGUCUAGGCCUCUUUAUUAAAAAGAAAGGCCCAUUUAUUAAGAAGAAAGACCCGCUGGGUUCAAGUAUUCCAUCAGCUUGCAACUUCACUCACUACUUGUGCAGUAUGUAGGGCUGCCCAUUGAAGGGGGCAAGUCACGUUGAAAUCAGUUGGACUUACUUCUGGGUAAACAUGCACCACCACAUUUGCUGCUUUCCACAUUUGUGUUUUGAUUUGUUGGAAGCCGCCCAGAGUGGCUGGGGUAACCCAGACAGAUGGGCGGCAUAUAAAUAAAUAUUAUAAUUAUACAAAUAGUAAAAACAUUAGAUGAUUACAUGUGGACUGUAGUCAGGUUUGCAUGAGACUCUCACAGACUGAACACGGGUUUGGAUAGUUUGCUCGAGAGUCUGGGCCACUGGUUGUUGCAAAUUGCAAUUCUACUGUAUAAAUAGGUAUAAGAGAUGCAUGUGAUUUUGUACAUAUAAAGAUUAUAUGCAAACGCCUAGGAGGUAGGGCGGAACAGCAACAACAAAAAUGGAACAACAGAACAGGAUGAAUUUAGCACCCCUGAUCCUGUCAUCUAUAUCGCCUUAAAUCGGAUAAAAUCCUUCCCCGCCCCUAAGACGAACCCUGCGCCGGUUGCGAUUUAAAUAGGAGGCUUUGGUGAGGCCCCGCCCCCUUCAAUCUAAGGUGAACGGCGAGCGGAGGCCCCGCCCACCCACCUCUGCCGGCCUCGCGAGGAGCCGCGACGCAGGCUGUAUGGCCGAACAUGUCACGUGAGCAGAGGGAGUAGGUGGAGCCUUGAGGUGGCGAUAGCCAAUCCGCGAAGGGGUAAGAUCUCGGCGGAAAGGAAGUUCUUUUUUUUUCUAAGCUAACGCAUCUUUGUCGGUGCGACUCUUCACUGCUGGGCUUCCUCGCGAACCGCCGAAGCGACGCGUCUAGGAGUUGCGUGUGCUGAAACUCGGCGGUAGGUCGUCAACAAGGGGCUCGCGGGGAGGGGUCCGAUGGAGUGGUUGUUCUGCGCAUGCUCGGUGUGCAGCGUGGAGGAGUUCUGGGGCGCUGCACGUCGGGAUCAGGCAAGAAAGCUCGUCGCUCUCCAACCCUGAAACCCGCAAGGCCUUUUUCUUUGCAAAGCUUCUCUCGUAAUAAAUGUCUGAGCCGUUCAAGUGCCCCAGACCUUCCUUUCUGAAUGUACUUCUGAGCAUGUGCAGAGUUCCUUUUUGGAAUUUUAUGGUUCUAGCUUCCACGUCAGAUAGAUUAUCACAUCCUGGGGUGGAUCAUAUUCUCUGCUGUUUCUCUGCUCUUUCUUUCUUUCUGUCUAGAAGUAUUAUGUGUAUAGCAGCAUCUGACUUUUAAAUUAGCUGGAACAUAGCCUGUUGUGCAAAGGCAAGAGUCACAUCCAUUCUCCCACCCCGUUUUACCCAAGCAUGCAAACAUUUGAGGAGGGUUGACUCCCCAGUCUGGUCCACAGAAUAACUAUUUUGUCAUCCUGAUUCAUAGUGUUCUUUUUGUUUUGUUUUCAGUAUAAGGUGCUUACUUGCUUUGGAGCAACACCCUUUCAAUGGCACAUAUCAGUAUAAAUCAAUAUCUGCAACAGGUAAGUGAUACACUUUUGUGGUGAAUCUUACACAUCCUUAUUUGGAAGCAAGUGCCAUUGAACUCAGUGGUGCUUGCUUCUGAGUAGACAAGUCUACCUUUGACUUAUCAGCACUAUACUCUAAUCAACUGAGCUAGCCAUUAAAACUCUUAUUAGAAAGUAGCUAAUUGACUGGGCACAAAGUCUCUUCAAAUAUUUACCUUUCUUUGCCUCACUAAAAUCAUCCACUGCUCACUGAUGUUCUUUUAGCUGCAGGGGAUAUAGAAAGCUGGUCUCUGCAUUGGUGCAAGAAUGAAUGUCACAUUCCCUUGCAGUGAAACUUGGAGGUUUCCCCACUCUUGCACCAGGAAUGAGGGAAAUUGUCACUCUCCAGAUGUUGUUCGACUCAAAUUACCGUCAGUUGCUGGCAUCAUGACUGCUGGCCAGGGAUAAUCAGAGCUGAAGUCCAACAACAUCUUGAGGGUACCAGGUUCUCCUCCCUAGCCUUUUCACUAAAAUGGCAAUUGACAAAACAAGGAAUGAGAAUAUUUCUUACUGCCUCUGUGGUUAUGGCUAGGGAAUUUGUUCUAUAAUAUUUUGUGUGUGUGUUCCUGUUACAGGUGUUAGAAUCUAUUGACAGCAGAGAUGGACUGUUUUGUGCAGAGUUGGUGUCAUUUAAACAUCCUCAUGUUGCAAAUCCUAGACUUCAGGUAAGAGAUUUGGGUUGCCAUCCUGUAUACACUUUAUCUGCAAGUAAUACUAGCAGAACUGAAUGGGGCUUACUAAGCAUGUUUACUAUGGAGUAAAACUAUAAAGGUAAAGGAUCCCUGGACAGUUAAGCCCUGUCAAACUUGACUAUGGGCUGUGGCACUCAUCUUGCUUCAGGUCGAGGGAGCUGGCGUUUGUCCGCAGACAGUUUUCUGGGUCAUGUGGCCAGCAUGACUAAACUGCUUCUGGCACAACAGGACACCGUGACGGAAACCAGAGCACAUGGAAAUGCCGUUUACCUUCCCGCCACAGCAGUACCUAUUUAUCUACUUGCAUUGGGAUGCUUUUGAACUACUAGGUUGGAAGGAGCUGGGACAGAGCAAUGGGAGCUCAACCCGUUGCACAGAUUCUAACCGUCCACCUUCUAAUCGGCAAGCCCAAGAGGCUCAGUGGUUUAGACCACAGUGCCACUAUGGAGUAAGCCCCACUGUACAUGGUGGCCAUUUAUUCUGAGUAAACAUGUAUAAUCAUGAAAAUCUUCAGCAUUUACAUUAAGGGAACUCAGCUGCUCUGCUGUAUUUGUACUGAAAAGGUAAUUUCUGCUGUAACCAUUUCCAGUGUAAAAUAAUUGCAUUCUGCUACAUUGUUUUGGUUAGUUAAUUUAUAACCGGCUUCAUGUUUCAACUAUGUGGUUUACUUAUCCCAACAAAAAGGAAUUGGUAUAAUGCAAAUUCUGCAUUCAGUACCAAACAAUGCCCCUGAUAUUACUAAUAACAGUUCCACAUUUUAAGCAAGAUAAUUAAAAAUGAAUCUCUCUAAGCAUUGUAUAUAAAUAAGAACCACAAAAAUAAAACCUUAAUUACUAAGGCAAGCCAUAGACCAAAUAGUAAGCCCUGCCCAUAUGUUCAGCUCUUGAAUACAUUGUCUUUUAUUGUACUUUAUGAACUUGAUUUACAUGCGCAAUUUUUUCUUGUCACAUAUUAUAAUAAAUGUGUUUGCAUGGAUCUGAUCACUUUCCCUCAUAUGCACACCGUUUAUUGAAUAUGCACUGACGUUCUAAAUUUUCUCACAGAUAAUUUAAAAAUGUUAUCGCAAUAGGCCAAUUUUAAAAUGUUAGCGCAAUAGGCCAAUUGGUCACACAGGACAAUAUUGCAAGCUUUAUGAAUGAAGAACUGUUGCUGUUGUUUUUUCACGCUGUUGAGUCAGUAAUUGAUUGCACAAUGUCCAACAAUCCCUGUUCCCCUGGUGGUUUCUUUCCCCUAAAUCUAGCCCUUUUUGUUACAUUCUUUUGCAUGUAACAAGGUAUCACAUUUCUCAUUGCAUUUAAUUUAUUAUUAGCUUUCAUCUCCAGAAGAAAAAUGUCAGCAAGUGCUGGAACCACCCUAUGAUGAAAUGUUUGCUGCCCACUUAAGGUAAAACUUUUUGGGGGGUUAUGGCUUGAAUUCUUGAAGAUUCAAGCUACAAGUUCUAUGCAUAUUUUACCUAGGAGUAAGACUCAUUGAACUUAGUGCAGUGCAGAAUGAAGGGACAUAAGCAUUGGAAGCAGUGAUAGUAAAAACAGAAAAACUGUAAGAGGAGCCCCAGUGCUCUGUAUAAUGUGUAACCAGGUUAUGUGUAUGCUCACUUGAAAAUCAGUUCUGCUUUAUUCAGUCUGUACAAGAUUGCAGUCUGUAAGCUGGAAAGUAAAAAAAUAAAAUGUGUUACCCUUUCAUAUUCAGCUCAAAUAUCUUUUUAGUGUAGAGGAAAAUAACAAGUAUUACCUGUUGCCAAAUACAAAUUUUUAGACUUCAGUGCUGAAACAAAACGUACUCGCAAGUAAGCACUCUGGGUAGAUAUGGGGUUUUUUUUUGCUGAGCAAAUAAGCAAAGAAUUGCACUUAUCAAUCUAGCUAAAGAAAAUAGUAUAAAGCUUUGCUAUUGUCUCAUGAAUCUUAAUCUUUGUCUCUCCUCUUGAUAGAUGUACUUACGCAGUUGCCAACCACGAUUUUGUAGAAGCUUACAAGUGCCAGACAGUUAUAGUACAAUAUCCUUUAUGAUUCACUCCAUUAAAAGUCUGCUGUGGAAUUCUGAGUUCAGAACCUUCAGCAUGGCCUAAGGAAUAAACAAGUCUGUGUUAUGACAAUAUGGGCUGCUGGCUGCAUUCCCAGGAGAAGAUAGUGUUGAACUGAAGGAUAUGGAGAGAUGCUGGGCUUUCGUUAGAUAACUGGACAAAUGGGACAUUUGUGCUGCUGGCUGGAUGAACAAUAUUCCCCACCAGCCUGGUUUUAUCCAGAUGUUGGUGGGCUACAACUCCCAUUACUCUCAUCAACUAAUGGGAUUUGUAGUCCAGCAACAUCUGAAGAGCUUCAAGUUGGGGAAGGAUGCACCUAACUUCGAGGUACCUGCAUAAUUGCCACCCCAUUGUGGAUGGAAUUGCUUUUCUCCUUAAAAACCACAUUUGCUGUUUGGUAGUGCUGUUAUAUCCAUCCCUUGCUUUAGAUAUCUAAGUGAUACCGGUGGCAUGGAGUGACUUUUGCCAGCUUCUGGUGGUGUGGUAGCUUCAGCCUGGAUACAGACAACCUGGCUACUGGCAGCCACCCUCUGGUAAACAUCUGUAGUGAAUUACUGAAAUACAUGGUCCAUGAGGCUGCCCAGUCGCUGUUGCCAUUAUUGUUGUCUGUGUUUGCUUUAAUAACACAUCAUUAUAUAAAUCACAUUUUCCGUAACCCUUGCACAUCUUUCCUGAGAGCCUUUCAAGCACACAAAGAAGAAAACUGGUAAGUAUCUGGUAAACGUUUAAGGAGAACUAUGCCGUUGCUAAAUAGAACGGACUUUUCACCUAGAUGCAAAUGCCAUUUCUUCUGUUGAUGGUCAAAAUGCCAUUGCAUUUAAAGCCAUCUCUAAAUGUUUCAUCAUUAGUUGUGCAUAGGGCCAACUAAGGCUAUUAGAAAUCAUGAAAACAAAGGUUGCACAGCUCCCAGCAAGAAGGAUUGAAAGGACAAAUGUGAAGAGAAAAGAUGGAGCGUGUUGUAGGGGAGAUGGCAUCAAAGAGUACCUUGAAAGGGGUAUCUCUGAAGGCUAUAUAUAUGUGCUUGAGGGCAAACUUAAAACUGCCCCGUAAGCUGCUAGACUUGGGAUAUGUUGUAUGCAUUGUUAUGUUGUAUUUUAUUUUUUUCCAGGGCUUUGCCUAUUAUGUAUGCGGUAGCCCUCGAUCUUCGAAUUUUUGCUAAUAGUGUAAGUAGUAUCUUUAGUCACUAAGUUACUGGGUGCCAGUGAGGUUGCUGUGGGGGUGGUGGUGAAGGCCUAUCUGAUCUGGGGAAAACCUUGGGGUUUUUCUGUGCUCAUCCUGAGACUCGCCUUGCCUUGGGAGCACUUGCUCUGCAUAUUGCUUUGAGGUUUUCUUACACUCAAGCAAUAUAUAAAUUUGGUUAAAGAAAUUGUUCUUGGGGUCUUGUUUGCAGUGUAAGCAGGACAUGCAUUGGUUCUACAAAGCAAGCGUUUCCUAUAGGGCAGUUGUUCUGACAGCAGACAAUCUAAUUUUGCUGGUUGUGGGGUUGGGAGGAGAGAGCUGGCCUACGGUGUGUUUAAGGACAUGUUGAAGAUGUCUACUGCUCAGAGCAAAAUGGUUAGACCCUUGAUUGUGCAGCUGUGUGUUUGCAACAGGCAGAAUGGGGGGUUGAUUCAUCCUUUUCGAAUGCAUGUUUGAGUUCUACACUUCAUCUCGGUUACUGUUAGGAAAAGACAAAGGCCUGCCAGUAGGAGUAUGACUGUGACUCUCGGUUGCUUUGUGUCACGAUAGGCUGACCAGCAGCUGGCAAAGAAAGGCAAAGGCAAAGUUGGCGACAUGUUGGAAAAAGCAGCAGAACUCCUUAUGAGCUGUUUUCGAGUAUGUGCCAGUGACACGUAAGUGAAUGUGCUGUUUAAAUUGGACCAGGAGUAGCCUGUGUGUGUCUGUAUAUAUGUAUAUAGGUGGCAGCUUGGUUAGGUUCUGUUGAUUUUGUCGGUUUGCAAAAAAGUGGAUCAGAGGCUUAGAGGAUUUUCUUUGUAUUUUAAAAAAUCCUGUCUUUUAAAAUACAAUCUGAUCCUGAUGCAUUUUUAAUGUUUUUUAUAGUCGAGCUGGCAUUGAGGAUUCCAAGAAGUGGGGCAUGUUGUUUCUGGUGAAUCAGCUGUUCAAGAUUUAUUUUAAGGUACGACCUUGAACCAAACUCCUAAAGCAAUCCUGCCGUUUUGUGCUGAUUUCCCUCUGCUAACGUCACACUUAUUUCCAGAUCAACAAGCUUCAUCUGUGCAAGCCGCUGAUAAGAGCAAUUGAUAGCUCAAAUCUUAAAGAUGAAUACAGUAUGGCACAGAGGGUGACAUACAGAUACUAUGUUGGACGGAAAGCUAUGUUUGACAGUGACUUUAAACAAGGUACUGUAUUGGUUUAUUUGUUUUUUGCCAAAAGUGUCGUGCACAUUGAUGUGGUUUUGUGCAGUUUUAAGCAGUUUGUGUUGGUGCAUCUAUCUGUAAUGCCAUUGUGAUGUGAUGUAUUGCACUGGUGCAAUAGCGCUUAAGGUGAAGGUACAAACUACAGUUCUUCAAGCCGCAAGUUCUAGGAGUGGGUUAGUUAGCCUUGUUAGCUAAAUCUCUCUGCAGAUGCACUGCUGCCCAUUUAAGAGUGCUAUGGGCGCGCGACUCUUUCCUAUCUAUAAUCUGUCAUUUGAAUUCUACUCAGUAUUGAUCCAGAGUAGAUUCCAAUGUAUAGUUAGCAGAGUAACAACUUAAACACGUUGCAGGAUCCUCCCCAAAAAGGCAUUUCAUCCAGCAGAGCUUUACUGCUACUGAAGGCAAAUGAGCAUAAUGGUCACAAAUCCAGUACAUUCAGGAUUGGCACUGUCCAUAAGAAAUCCAGUUGCAGCAGACUUAAACUUGCAGUAACUUAUAGUUUGACUAAAUCUUAACACUAGAUAUAGAACUGAGGAGAUUUCACCCCUCCCAUAUCCAAGAAUCUCCUGAGGAGUCUGCUGAUUCUCCAGAGAGGAGGAGGCGUGUUCUGCUCUCUACUUAUUCUGCUCCAGCACCAAAUCAGUCAGUCAGUGUCGGAGAGAGAGAGACUGAGUGUUAGAGAUCGUGUGUAGAGAUAAGGUUGCUGCUAAGAGCAGCUGCAGACACUCAGUGCAGUGCAGCAUUUAUUUAUGCUUAGACCUAUUAAGCUCUGUAUAUAGUUUGUAUAGUUGUAGAUAGAAUAAAAGAAGAUAUUCUACAGAGCUGCUCUCCGAGUUGUUUAUAUACUCUGCUAGACUCUGCUGUGCUGCUGACGACUGUCUUCUUGUGGGAGUGAAUCCGGUGCUCACAACUCUAAGCUGUGAGUCCACAGCACUUUGACCUGUUCCUGUGCAGAAGGUGGUCUCUGGAAGUGCUACCCAGCUCGCCUAGCCCAGUCGGGGCUGAAGUGGAUGAGUCCAGUUGGUGGCACUGGCUCAAGGGCGAUGCUGACAAGAACACCAUACCAGAAGGAAAAGAGAUAGGAGAGAGAAUGAAACCCAGGCUCCAUCUGGCCUCAAUAUUAUAGUCAGCAUGACCUUGACAGAAAGAGAUAACCCAACCAGUUUAAACCAGCUGUACUCAGCUUUUCUGAAGGAAUAACCCGAACACCAUGAACCUUCUGCUUGUUUAUUUCACACAGAGAAGCUUCUGGAACCUUCUUGACUUAAGUAGAAUAGGACAGAUCUCUACACCUAAGAUCAAGACUUUCUGUACUAAGAAAUGCAAACUGAAAUAAUCCCCCUCCCCAACCUUUCAGUUUCAGAUGAAACUAUGGCUAGUAUUACAUUUGAACCGCGUGGUUUCAUUAACCAUAGUUAAUGGCAGCCAUGGUUAGAAAUGGGUUUGCACUAACUGGUUUAUGUCGAUGUAACACUGCCCAUAGUUAGCCCUGAAGCUGAAAGAAGAAAAGGGGAUUGUCCAGGAGAGAGCCAAGGAAGGGAGAAUGCACAACCCCCAAAGCACUGCUGAUGUCCUAAAUCUAGUUCUGUGGUAAUGUCUACCUGAAACUAAAGUGGGUGGAGUUGCAUUAAUAUUGUAGGUAUUUUAAAUAUAUAUUUUUUCUUUCUCUAGUUUUAUUGAUAUACUACUUUCAGUGUUCAAAUAUAUCUGUUGGGGCGGGGGAAUGAAAUGACCUGAAAAUAAGUGAAAUGGCUCUCAUUCAACUUAGGUCGUAUACUUAAAAAAAACCAAAACAGUGUAUCAGAGUCUUUUGCUUUCUCAAACACUUGGGUUUCUGGCAAACAUUGGAAGGCAAAAGCUUAUUUUAGAAGACAUCUGAAGGCAGCCCUGUUUAGGGAAGCUUUUAAUGUUUAAUAGAUUAUUGUAUUUUAGUGUUCCUUUGGAAGCCACCCAGAGUGGCUGGGGAAACCCAGCCAGAUGGGCGGGGUAUAAAUAAUAAAUUAUUAUUAUUACACUUCAGGAAAGCUGAUACCACAGAGCUAACAGUGAGUGUGGAAAUAAAUGCUAUUAAACUUGACUAUAUACAAGCCGCACUCAAAUAUGAUGAUAAAUACUUGGUUUGGGUGGGGGAAGGAGUGGCGGAGGCUGGUUUUAUUUCAGUGUGAAUACUUGCAAAACUGUAAAAUAAAGGACAAAAAGCCGUGAACCUUUUCCAGGUAGCUUUGACGCCAUUAUUCUAAAAAGUGUUUCCUUACCAUUGGUAAAUAUGAGGUAUCUGUUUCAGCCAUGGCAUUAAUCUUCUUUCUGUGUUUUCAGCUGAAGAGUAUCUAUCUUUUGCCUUUGAGCACUGCCACCGCUCCAGCCAGAAAAACAAAAGGAUGAUUUUAAUUUAUUUGCUGCCUGUGAAAAUGUUACUGGUGAGUGGCACCUGAACAUAUCAAAAUCCUUUAGGCAUACUCCAGCGCUUUGUAACUACGAUCUGUGUUUACCAGGCUGUUCAGACAAGUAUAGGCUAGGGUGAACCUGCACAACAUGUAACCUCUCAAGCUGAACGUGUGCCGCCACCACCACCCAUGGAGAAAUCCAGCCACAUGCUUGAUAACUUAUCAGCAUUUAAAGUUCCUAGUUCGCAGCAAAACCAAGAGGUGUAUUCAGUGCCUGGUAGUUUAUGCUUGGCUUGGUGAAUCACCAAGUCAAUGGUGAAAAUUGCAGAAUGGCUCAGUUGGAACUCUGCUGAGAACCAUUCCAGAACAGAGGGCUGGAAUUCUUCAAGAGCAGGAUGUCCUAAAGCUGUCAAAUCAACUUCAGACUGUGCUUUGAUUUCAGGGCCACAUGCCAAUGAUCCAGCUUUUAAAAAAAUAUGACCUCAUGCAGUUUGCUGAAGUUACAAAGGCUGUGAGGUAAGUUUCAUUUCUUUGACAGAAUCUGACCUUUUAUGAGCUGAUUUCCACAUUCACAACAGGGCUUCAGCUUCCUUCCCUCUCCCCUAAAACCUUCCCUACUGCAUAGAAAACUACUGUGUCCAGAAGAAACAGUUCUCCUUUUCCCUGUCUAGCCACCUCCUUCCCUAUGUCUAUGUACCAUAUGUAGGAAGGACGUGCUGUAUGUGUCUGCCCUGAAACAAGCCUUUUCAAAACACUUCUUAAUUUUAAAUUCCUCUAGUGAAGGGAACCUUCUUUUAUUGAACGAGGCUCUGGCGAAACAUGAGACAUUCUUCAUCCGCUGUGGUAUCUUCCUUAUUCUCGAGAAGCUGAAAAUCAUCACCUACAGGAAUCUCUUCAAGAAAGUGUAAGAAGAGUAUCACUCGUGUUGUCUGAAAAGGCAGUCUGUGAUGAAUAUGUACUUAGAGUUAUUAUAAUAAUUUCUGGUGUUAAAUAUAGGGAAAAGCCAUCUGGGCUUGAAUCAUAUUACCUCUUGCCAUUUUCGUUAACAGAGUCCUGUGACAUUUUGAAUGGCGGAAAUAAACAAGCUGAAGUUUUUCCUUCAGAGCAAUUGGUUCCUCUUACACCUAGGGCCUAAUAAUUAGAGAGCCAGUGUGGUGUAGUGGUUAAGAGCAGUGGACUCGUAAUCUGGUGAACCAGGUUCGAUUCCCCGCUCCUCCACAUGCAGCUGCUGGGUGACCUUGGGCUAGUCACGCUUCUCUGAAGUCUCUCAGCCCCACUCACCUCACAGAGUGUUUGUUGUGGGGGAGGAAGGGAAAGGAGAAUGUUAGCCACUUUGAGACUCCUUCGGGUAGUGAUAAAGCGGGAUAUCAAACCCAAACUCCUCUUCUUCUUCCUAAGUAUAAGAGUGCUGAUUAAAAAUGUAUUUUCCUGUUUGUAGGCCUAGAUUUACACCUUUGCCAGAUAUUCCUGGAAGCAGUUGUUAAUGUAAUAGCCAUUAUUGCUUUUCAAAUCCAUUUCUUGGUUUGAGAUUUCCCUGUUAAGAUUUGGUUUAUAGACCUGGGAAGUUUUACCUGAAAAGGGAAGACCGUCCAGCAUGGGGGAAGACUGACUCUGACCCCUUUCUCUUGACUCUGCCCCUGGUCCUGCUGGCAUACGAAGAUUCAGCCAGGCUGCCAUGUUUGUUUGUUCGUUUUGUUAGGCGACUCUCCCUUUUGGUAGCCAUGAUGCUAGUUACCUUGGAAAAAUUUCUAGGAACAUUUCACUGAAUAUGAACAAAGCUUGUAGAAAUCAAGUUAGGGGCAAGAAGUAAAAGUGAAUUACAUUGUGUUAACUUUGUUUUCUUUCCUUUUUUAAAAGGUAAAGAAGUUGACAGAUUCAGGAACAACUGGCAUAACUAGAUUAUUUUGCCCCCUAACCCUGUGCUUGCAGUACAGCCUUAGGUUUCUAUCCCACCUCAAAAAUAAAGGAGGAUGCAAUGGAUGCAGCUAAGCUUGAGAUUUUAGUGACUAAGUGAGGUUUAUUUCCCCCUUAAAUCUUUGUCCAAGCAUUAUAACAGGUCGCACCCAGCUUUGACUCUCUGCUGAGGAAAAAAAAAUUGGUUGGAUUAGCAUGGCCUGGCCUUUAGGUGGGGCUCAAAUAUGGUUUCCCCAGAUAGAGAAAGUAUUUUGUACUCCGCCAUUUACAGAAAUAUGAAUUGGUACUUACAGGAUAGAGAUGGUGGGACUCCCAUCUAGGUUUGCUACAGUAACUGAGGUGUGCUUGUUCUUCUUUCAGGUAUUUGUUACUCAAAACUCACCAGCUGUCUUUAGAUGCCUUUCUGGUUGCCCUGAAAUUCAUGAAAGUUAAUGAUGUUGAUACGGAUGAAGUCCAGUGCAUUCUAGCUAACCUCAUAUAUAUGGUGAGCAUCAUGGUUUUUCAUUCAUCCUGAACAAAUGAAACCAUUCUGCAGAAACAUGUUGUUGUCGUGCCAGGCCUAUAUAAAACCAACUCUCAAUUCAUUAAUGAACACUGGCAAGUUAUUUGCAUAUAUGGUGGCAUGCAACGACUAUACAUAGACUUGUGCCUAUUCAGUGCAAAUAGUUUAUAAAUCUAAUAUUAAAGUAUUAUGCAAGGGGCAUUUUCUUAGCGGUGGUUUUACGUACUACCACAAUACGUGUACAAAAGGAUGUCUAUUAUCCUGUGCAGGCCUCUCACAUUGCCCAAUUUCUUUUCUGUAAAAAAUGAAAAAGGUUUGCCAUUUUUCUGGCUUUUCAUCCACUGUUAACUACACAGCGUUCCAUUUAAGUAGGAAAUGAAAAACCAUUCCUUUAUUAACAUGAUGAUAUUAUUUGGAAGCCCUGUGCACUUUACUGAAUGCAUAUCUCAUUCCAGCAAAAGUCUAUAAAGGGUUUUACCUUCACAAUAUUCUAAUAUUCAUUUCACAAUAUACUAAUAUUCAUUUUCCUGUUCCAGGGUCACAUCAAAGGCUAUAUAUCGCACCAGCACCAAAAGCUUGUUGUCAGCAAGCAAAACCCGUUUCCUCCAUUGUCUACCGUCUGUUGAAUCUGCUGUGACCUAAAUGGAGACAUGCUGUCCAUCGACGCUGGUUGCUGUUGGAGCAGGAUGGAACUGGCCGUGAAUUUAGACCAAAUCUGCUGGGAGUACUCAUGAGUAUUUAAGAGACUGCUAUAAUGAAAUGGGGCUUUCCUGCUUAUUCCUCCAACCCAAACCCACUCUGCACUCUGCAUAGGACCUUUACUAACAGCAGACAGGCAGAGGCUGCAGCAGGCUAGGGAAAAUGGGAGAAACUAGCGAGGCUGCCUUGUGGAACUGUGCUGGAUCCAAGCCUUGUAGAAAACUGCAACCUUUUUUAAAAAAUUGUUUUUGUACAGUUGUGUCUUCUUUUGACACCCUUUGGUUAAAUGUUACUAUAGCUGGAACAGUUGAAAAUGUGUUUUGCAACCAUUUGUAUCUGAUAUUGGUUGACUAAAUACUGAAUAACAGUAAACAUUUAUCUUGUGGUAUUUGUGUGUUCAAACGACAGAGAAGGGCUAGAAAAUCCUCAUUUUUCCCCUGAGAGGAUUGAAACUUUUAUUUAUUUAAUUGGACGUUUUAAAAAUGCUUUGGUGUGGCUUGUGUGCUUUCCUCAUGCACUGUGUGCAACCUCCGUUUAGCAUCUUUUGAAAUAGUUGACUACAAAAAAGAGACAUUGAAUUUACAAAGAAUAAUAGUUUGUCUGGUUUUGUAAAAUAGUUGCAUAGCUCCAUUUUGUUAAGCAUUCUGAUUCCUUUCUGCAGUGUGUAUCCCAGGAGUCACAGAAAUAAAUGUGAUAAUUCCCACUGAAGAGACUACAGCGGUGAAUAAGAAGAAUGUUUUUGGCAUAAAUUUAUAGUCAGAUUUUACACCACGGUUUUAACAAUUUAUGCAGGUGACAUUUAUACGCAGAUGGGCUUUCAUUGCCCCUGCAAGAUGGCAUGUAGGACAAUGUCGUGAAGUGUUGUCUGAAAUCCUGUCAUACAGGCGCACCCCUGCUUGCUAAAACUCAUGCAAAUGUAGCUAUGAAAAUCAAAAGGCACCAACCAGUUGCAAUAUCUCAGGACCAGCUAGUACUGUGUAAAUAAAGCUAC